This is a messenger RNA of Pseudomyrmex gracilis, 6790 nucleotides long. RefSeq names its product probable E3 ubiquitin-protein ligase HERC4 (gene Herc4). The coding region runs from base 664 to 3816 and encodes 1050 amino acids. The transcript is spliced from 20 exons. Gene Ontology annotation, molecular function: ubiquitin-protein transferase activity. The record is from RefSeq and is a predicted model, not a curated record. NCBI's taxonomy places the organism in Eukaryota, Metazoa, Arthropoda, Insecta, Hymenoptera, Formicidae.
UUGUCUAUGCAGAAUCGUCUAGAACAGAAUUGUCUAGAAUCUAUUUAUACGAAGAACGAAACGAUAUGACUUAAUUGCUUUGUAUUGGACUACAUCUUACGGUUAUUGAGUCAUAGCAGCACUGAACCUAAUUUUCUUUUAUAAUGUUAUCAGUGAAACAAUAAGCGAAACAAUCAACGAAAUUGAUUAAUGAUAACAUUUGUAUUAGUUAUAUGCUCGGUCGUGGUGAUGAUCAAAAGUUUAAUUAGUGUUGUACGGCUAGUAGAUAAUCAAUGAUGCAUCACAGGUUAUAAAAAAAAUGAAAGAUUAACUGAAAUGAAGUAAACGAAAAGAACUUCGAAAGAGAGCGCUACUACUACACUACUACUAAGGAAUGUAAUACUGGGAGACGUGACUGUCAAGAGUCGCGCGCGAGUCGAACAUUACAUAUACAUAACAGACACGAGUGGGACUGUAUGGAAUAUUGUGGAAUGUACGGUAACCCGUGUACGAGUGAUCGUUAACAAAACGUGCAACCAUCAUUUUGUCAACACGAUGAUGCCAUCCUAUUUCUGAUGAAACACAUUGUAGGGCAACGAUCGAAAAAAUGCAAGCAGAUUAAGAAAACUGACUACAGAUGAAACCAAUCUGACAGAAAAACGACAUAGAUCUAACACAUACAUAAUGUUCUGCUGGGGCAGUGCUAUUCAUGGAGAAUUGGGGUUAGGUGGUAUCGAGGAUGAGAAUAUAUUCAUGCCUCGAAAAGUGGAUUUUAUAGAAGCUGAUAACAUUGAACAAAUUGCAUGUGGAGAAAAUUAUACAGUAGCUAUUACAAAGGAUGGAAAAGUAUAUUCCUGUGGUAAUAACGAUUAUGGACAACUUGGUCAUGAAAAAGCAAGAAAAAGGUUACAGUUGAUACCUGAUUUAGAGGCAUUUGUAUUCAAAAAAAUAGCUUGUGGUAACAGUCACACCUUGGCUGUGAAUGAAUGGGGACAACUUUUCGGUUGGGGUAAUGAUGAGUUGGGCCAAUUAGGAUUAAACAACAAUGAACAAACAAAACGCAUACCACGCAUGGUGAAAGCAAUGGCUACAAGAGUGGUAGUACAGAUUGCAUGUGGUAAGGAGCAUUCAAUUGCUCUAACAAACGAUGGAGAAUUGUAUGCGUGGGGUAGUAAUAAAGAGGGACAACUAGGAAUAAGUGAAGACAUAAGCGUUGAAAGAAAACCCACGAUAAUUUCAUCCUUAGCUGCUGUACCAAUUGCAUUUAUUGCAUGUGGAGGAUAUCACACCAUAGUCAUAUCAAAAUCAGGAUCUGUGUUUGCCUGGGGACGGAAUGUCUUCGGACAAUUAGGACUGAAUGAUACAAAACAGAGAAACUUGCCAUGUAAAUUGCGUACUUUGAAAAAUGCAAAAGUGUGUUAUGCCGCGUGUGGUGAAGAAUUUACUGUAUUUUUAACACUGGAUGGAGGAGUAUUUACUUGUGGUGCUGGAAUGUAUGGUCAAUUAGGCCAUGGGAACAACAUGAAUGAGAUCUUACCGCGACAGAUAAUGGAACUAAUGGGUAGCACAGUAACACAAAUAUCAUGUGGUAAAAGGCAUACUCUGGCCUUAGUCCCGUCUAGAGGUAAAAUUUAUGCCUGGGGUCUAGGAGGUGCUGGGCAAUUGGGUAAUCGCGCAUCUCAGAGUGCUACAACGCCGCAAGUCGUUCUAGGACCAUGGUCGUCUCGAAAUGGAUCAUCCAUGCUACUCGAUUCAUACUAUAUUCCUCAGAGUGACUGUGUCGUUAAACACAUCUUCAGUGGUGGCGAUCAUUGCUUUGCAACUAUUGUCCCAAGAAAAGAUAAUAUAGAACCAGAUGACUGUAGAAUAUUAGGGUCAACUUCCCAAAUUCUUACAGUGACACAGGAAAAGAUAGCCGAAUUUCAUGAGUUCCCGGCAGGCGCAACGAUUAGUCAUGAAGUAAUGACAUACAUAGAAACUGUAUUCAGAAGUCAAGCGUGCAUAAAUGCGUCUUGUUUACUUGCUAAUGAUACUCAUUAUGGAUGCUCAAGUAAACAUCAUGGUGUCGACAUUGACUACACGAUAAAAUUGUUUGGAAGUCUCUCUGAAGUGGACAAUACCACAAUUCAAGAACUGAUUUUUGUAUGUAUAACUCAAAGUCUAAUACCAUCCUUUUCGGUAUCUCCACCCGACGUGGAAGCCUUGAGAGUGUACUUAAUUUUACCACUCUAUCAUGGUUUCGCAAAAGUUUCGAACUCUAGUUUGUUACAAAUACCAUUUGGCAAGGCCAUGAUGCGCCUGAAGUUGGAGGCUUCGAAAGUCAUAUGUACAUGGUGGACUAGUACUCCGACGUACUAUUACGAGAGAUUGGUGAGGAUUUACAAAUCCAUAGUGAUGGACUUUGUGUCGCAAAUCACGGACAAGAGAAUUACGUGGAAUGAUAGUCUGCACAGUGCCCUGGAGCUGUUAAAAAUAUUAUAUAAUCUAAAUAAAGACAGGGAUAAUGAAACAGGCCUAAUUGUGCCCUACGAGACUUUCUACUUGCGUGAAUUACCAGAAUACAUAGAUAUCAACGACGAUUAUCUCAGAUGGAUAUCGAUCGAGCCUCAGCGAAAAUUAUACUUUUGUGAUUAUUCUUUUCUCUUCGAUGCCGAAACGAAGGCUACGUUGCUCGAAACCGAUCAGUCUAUACAGAUGCAAUCCGCGAUGACUGAAGCAGCGUCACGGGCGGUCAGAGAUAUAGUGUUUGGUGUACCUAAUCCGAUCAACACUCAACAGUAUAAUCAAUAUGUAAUCUUGAACGUGUCACGGGAGAACAUAGUCACGGAUACUUUGUCACAAUUACAACAAUACGAUUCUAGCGAGUUGAAGAAACCACUUAGAGUUAAAUUUUACGGUGAGGAAGCCGAAGAUGUAGGUGGUGUAAAAAAGGAAUUUUUCUUACUGCUCUUACGAGAGAUUCUUGAUCCGAAAUACGGUAUGUUUAAAGAAUACGAAGAGACAAAUACGAUCUGGUUUAGCAUAGACUCGCUCGAAGAUCAAGUUAUGUAUUUUCUUAUUGGAGUUCUCUGCGGUUUGGCUAUUUAUAACUUUACCAUCAUUGAUUUACCGUUCCCGUUAGCCUUGUAUAAAAAACUUUUGGGCGAACCAGUUGGACUGAAUGAUAUAAAGGGUCUGUCACCGGUAAUGGCUAAUAGCCUACAAAGUAUUCUCGAUUACAAUGGAGAAGACUUUGAGGAGGUAUUUUGUUUAAACUUCGAAAUCACCAGAGAAGCGUUCGGCGAACAAAUAAGUGUCGAAUUGUUACCUAACGGAAAGGAAAUCUCUGUAACGUUAAAAAAUAAGCAACAGUAUGUAAAUCUUUAUGUGAAUUAUAUACUGAACACGUCGGUAGAGCCGCAUUUUAGUUCAUUUUCCAAAGGUUUUCACAAGGUGUGCGGUGGAAGAAUUUUAAAACUCUUCCAUAGUCACGAACUGAUGUCACUGUUAAUAGGAAAUCAAAAUUACGAUUGGGAAGAAUUAGAAAGAAAUGCCAGCUAUAAAGAGGGCUACACGAAAAACGAUCCUACUAUUGUACUCUUUUGGCAAGUCUUUCACGAGUUGUCGUUGGAAGACAAAAAAAAAUUCUUACUUUUUUUGACAGGCAGUGACAGAAUACCUAUAUGGGGUAUGAAGGCUAUCAAGAUAAUAAUACAACCAAUGACGGAUGAACGGUUUCUACCGGCGGCACACACGUGUUUCAAUCUGCUUGAUCUGCCGCGUUAUCAAACAAAAGAAAGAUUGAGAUACAAACUUUUACAAGCUAUCCAGCACAAUCAAGGAUUUUCGCUUGUGUGAAGGUGAAACAUAAGAAGCCUUUUUAGCUAACAAUUGUUAACUCCAUUUGCAUAUUAAAUUUGUCAUAUAAAUUUGAAAAUGAAAUAUUGGUCGAAAUAAUAAGUUCCUGAUAUCACAACUGCAAUACCUUCAUACAAAUUUCAUCCGCACGUAUAAAUCUAUAGCUCAAACCAGAGUUGGCGCUAAGUUGCACUUUUGAGCCUAUUUUAAAAGCGUGUUAAUGCCUGCUAUAUUCUCGUCUCUUGUAUGAUAUUAGCAAUAAACCGUUUGUAUAACUGAGAUGGAGCGUCGCGCACUUACUCUGAAACAUCCGGUUUCACCAUUUCCGAUUAAUUUAUAACCGUCAAUGAAAUUAAUCAGCAUUGAAAUUGAUUUAGUUAUUUAACAAGGUUGUCAUACACAGUUAUGACAACCUUGUUAAAUUGACAGUUGUCAUACACAGUUGAAAAUCGGAGAUGAUGAAACACACUGAAGAAUAACAGUGAUUCGUUAAAAUGAAAGAUAAGAAGAGAAUGUAGCGGGUCGUGAACGGCCAAAAAAUCGACCCAAAAGUUGGCUGUAACUUAAGCUUUUCGAUAUCUAGUCAAUAAAAAUGAACGCUAUCAUUUAAUGCGCGCCUAAAUCAGUAGUCAAUCGCAUAAAAUAAUGUAUAUAUAGAAAGCAUGAAUAAACUGACAAUAUUAGAAUCUGGCACACUGUAAUAUACAAAAAAAUCAAAGAAACUGUGUAAGCACGAAUUUGGGAAAUAUGUUACGUGAUAAAUAACACAGUUUCUGCAAAAUUUAAACUUGAAAACUCGCUGACCUGUAGCUUAUGAUUUAAUUCAUAAACAUGCCGAACGAUUUAUGAUUACUCAUUGUUUUUAAAAUUUUCUGAAAAACAAAGUCUCAGAAAGUUUUGUAAAAAUAGAAGUUUAUAAUAUAAUAUUGCGAUAUAAAUUAAACUUUCUGUAUCAACACACAUUUUAUUUUUUAUUAUAAUCUCAAAUAGAAAAUUUGAUGUAGGCUUAAUAAAAUUUUGCUGCAUUGUGAGGGUUAUACAAAACAAUUGCAAUAAUGUCCGGAUAAAUGUUUUCGAUUUAAGACUGAGGCCGGAUAUUUGUAAGGGCAUCAAUAUGUUUAUUAUAUAAUGAAGCUAUGUAUAUAAAAGUGACAACGCAGUGUUAUAAUAACUGGAUAAAAUCGUAUUUAUACCGGAUAUUGCUGUAUGAGCUUCGAUUGAUGUUAGAAAGGAAUUGUAUUACUCGCGCGCUAGCGAACUUGUUGCUCAAUGAAUUUUGAGCGUUAGGAAAAAACUACGAGAAUUUAAUUUACAAUGCUUAGAUGUAUCUGAAUGAAGAGAACAAGAAAGAUGAUAUACUCAGGGAAAGUUAUUUAAGCGAUUAAACAAGAAUUGUUUUAACGCGAAGAUGUGUUUCGUAACUGUUUUCAAGAGUUUUAUACAAUAUUUUCAGGCAUGUUGUUGAUUCCAGAAUUAUAUUUUUAACCCCUUAUCAUAAACAUAUAAAUGAUAAAAGGACAAGCACCCAACUCCGGUUAACGUAACCAAUCGAUUGAGUCUAGUUUUUAUGGUUUAAUUUCGUUAAGUUAAAAUCUCAACGGAGUAGAUAAAACUACUGAUCGCGAUCAUCUGGUCUGUAACUUUUCUACGCAAAUGUCAUGCAUUACAAAAUAGCUGCGCAACAAUAACGGAAUUAUUGUUAAUAGUUACAGAAUGAGAGAGCAAGUCCAUAUUUUAAAAUGAAAGAAAUAAAAUUAGCAACGUAACUCUGUUCUGUGAAUGUGAAAGAACAACUCCAAAAAAACAAUUAGUGCAUUUGUUCUUAAUGGACAAAAUGUUUUUAGGUUUAUUUUGUCGCGAUAUAUUUGUUUUUUAAGAAUACGACUUUAGAUGAUUUUAGAUGUUUCGAGUUAAAUAUAUAUAUAUAUAUAUAUAUAUAUAUAUAUGUGUGUGUGUAUAUAUAUAUAUAUUAUACAUAGAUUCCAGCUAUAUUCUUUUGUAAUGUUGAGAUUUCAUAUACAUAAACAUGCAAACUAUUUUGUAAAUUGUUAAUACUUAUACAUAGAGAUGCCUCUUGUAUUCUGAAGUCAAAGAAAAAAUAAUAAAAAUUAUUAUCUAUAAAAUCAAUGUUUCCUACAUAUAAUAAUGACUUUAUUAUAAAUUUCACAAAAAUUUAUAUAUAUCACAUGUUGUAAUUACCUGCACUGGCGUCUGUUGAUAUUCUUAUGUAAAUUGAUAAGGAGAUAUUUAUUUAUUCACAUAUUAAUAUAUUAUAUAUUACAUUUAUUAAAAAUUAUUCGUCGGUUAGUUAUAACGGACAGACCGUUGCCGAAUCGCGUUACAAAAAAUGCGUUGCGCUUCGGUAUUUAUAUGUAGAUAAAUAUACAAUCAAUUAUGCAUUCAUAUAAUUCGAUCGUUUAUUUCGUAUAUUAUAUUCGCUGGUCGUUACUUUACCAUAUCGUGACUGUUUUCGCAAAAAAGAGAAGUACAAUCUGCCACUAUCACUCGAAAUCUUUUAAGCACCUUUUUGUGAUCUGUCACUCUUGAUGAUUUGUAAUGGCAAGCGUUAGUUUUAUAAAUCUGUAUUGUUCACGACAUUUAAUUCUAUCACAAUGAAAAAAUACAUUUUAUCAGAAAUUCCCAAACUUGGAGAUACGUUAACACAAGCAAAAAUGUAAAUAUAUUUCUAUUUUGUAUUAUUGUUUGUGUGUGCGUGUGUUGUGUAUGUGUGUGUGUGAUGUAUGAACGCAGUGCUCACAAAUAAGGACAUUUCUGAACGACAAUUGUCCAGAUUGAUAAUAAACCGAAUGCCAUCUCAAAUAAACUUUGGUAAUUAAUUUACGUUACCCUGAAAGAUAAAAGGCAACCAUUCAGUCUCUGAAAUGUAAACGAGUUUGUUGAAAUUCGAAAUCUCUCUGAAAAACCUGAGAAGUGCAUGAAGACAAUACGCGAAAACAAGAAAAAAAAAAAAAAA